This is a messenger RNA of Cercospora beticola, 1617 nucleotides long. RefSeq lists its product as uncharacterized. Gene Ontology annotation, cellular component: membrane. Gene Ontology annotation, biological process: transmembrane transport. The record is from RefSeq and is a predicted model, not a curated record. Gene Ontology annotation, molecular function: transmembrane transporter activity. Lineage: Eukaryota; Fungi; Ascomycota; Dothideomycetes; Mycosphaerellales; Mycosphaerellaceae.
AUGAGUGGCGAAUCCUUCAAGCACCAUGCUCCAACAGGAGCAGUGGCAACACAGCAAUCGGCCAUCGUUGUUGGUGACGAAGAUGGCGGUAGCAUAAUGUCUGCCGAUGAGCAACUGAAGGCUCUAGGACAUCAGCCAGAGCUAAGGCGGACGCACACAUUUUGGACUUUGCUUGCCCUUCAGACUACCAUUCUCACAACGUGGUCCUGCAAUAUCGUCUUAUACGACUAUGUCUUCACACUCGGUGGCCCGAUGUCGAUGAUCUAUACAACCAUUAUUGUCGGCAUUGGUCAGACUCUUCUCAUGGCUUCUCACGCCGAGUAUGCUGGAAUCUGGCCCCAUGCUGGAGGUCAACAAUUCUAUACGCAGAGAGUGGCUCCUGCACGUUACAUGAGAUUCCUCUCGUACGUCGUCGGGUGGUGCGUUCUCAUCUCUGAGAUCAGCACGUCUUCGAGCUCUGCAGUCAACAGCGCGGAGAUCAUGUCGGCUUUCAUCGAAUAUCAGUAUCCGGAUGUCGCUUGGAAGCCGUGGAUGACAUUCCUUAUCUACAUUGUGUUCCUGUUGGGCCCAGUUGUGACAAAUCUCACCCCAAGCAUUCUUCCUCAUCUAUCGCUAUGGGGAGGAAUUUUCAACAUGACUGGCUUCGCCGUAUGGAUGGCAGUCUUUCUCGCCAUGGCCCCUCGCAACAGUACCGAGUUUGUCUUCACCAAAUUCAUCAAUGAGAGCGGCUGGUCAUCAUCUGGAUGGCUCUUCUUCAUGGCGAUGUAUGUGCCGAUGUACGGCCUCUAUGGUACUGAUAGCACAACGCAUCUUGUGGAGGAGAUGAAGAAUCCUGCCAAAGACGGACCGAGAGUCAUGAUCUGGUCGAUGGUCAUCAGUACUGUCAUCUCCUUUACAAGUGCCAUUGUUAUGGGUUUCACUACAGGCAACUGGCAGAGCGAGAUGCAGACAACCCUGCCAUACUUCACCUGGUUCGUCGACACCACCGAAUCCGUGAUCGGAGGUGGAACAUUCUGCUCGAUCGUCAAUAUGGGCCUCAAUUAUCUCAUCAUCGUCCAUACGAACACAGCUGGCUCUAGACUGGCUUGGCGUAUGGCAAAGGACAAUGGCCUCCCAUUCCCGAGAUAUUUCUCGCAUGUCUCAAAAAGGUUUGGCACGCCUCUGCGGGCGAUGUUUGCAGUACUGUUCUUGAAUGUUGUAGCAGGCAGGUCACCUUCUUUGAUUGUGCUUACAUCAAUACUGACGAGCUCAGGCUGUCUCAUACUGUUCAGCGAUCUUGCAUUCUGGGCGCUCAUCUCUGGUGGCAGUCUCACUUUGCAGAUAGCAUACGCUGUGCCCGUCAUCUGUGUGUUGUGUCGCGGGCGAAAGAUACUUCCUCCGCGGCCCUGGUUCGAUCUAGGCCAAUGCGGGCUUCUGAUUAACUACAUCUCCGCAGCCUGGGCCUGCACAACCAUGCUGUUGUUCCUGUUCCCUCAAUAUGUACCAGUGGUGGGAAAUAUUGAGAACAUGAAUUGGGCUCCUGCUAUCUUCGGAAUCUGUGUGCUCGUAUGUGGUCUGUAUUGGAUCGCAUCAGGACGGAAGAAGUAUAUGAUGACUUGCGGAGAUAACGACAGCUAA